UAGAGCCACCAAGGAAGCCUUAACAUCAGAUGCACUGGACUCGUACCGGCCGUGGGACCUGUGCAGUCGGGCGCUCGUGGGACUGCUGCUCGGAGAGGACUCACGACGGACACAAUGUCUUCCCACUUGUAUGAGUUGAGCAUUCGGCUGCUCGGGGACACCGUUGGCAAGAUGAACGACAACCUGACCUCCGUGGUGCUGGCAGCGUCCGUCAUCACCCUCACGCUGGGGUACAUCUCCCAGCGGCUGCUCAAGCAGUCCUCUGACGACGGCAAAGAUCUGAAAUAUCCACCAUACAUCCCCUCCAGCGUCCCCUUCCUGGGCCAUGCCAUCGCCUUUGGGAAAAGCCCCAUUGAAUUCCUUGAGCAAGCUUAUGAAAAAUACGGCCCUGUGUUCAGCUUCACCAUGGUGGGCAGCACGUUCACUUACCUGCUGGGCAGCGACGCAGCCACGCUGAUGUUCAACAGCAAGAACGAGGACCUGAAUGCAGAGGACGUCUACUCCAGGCUGACCACUCCGGUGUUUGGCAAAGGAGUAGCUUACGACGUGCCCAACCAUGUCUUUCUGGAACAAAAGAAGAUGUUGAAGACCGGACUGAACAUUGCUCAUUUUAAGGACCAUGUGAAAAUCAUCGAGGCAGAGACCAUCGAGUAUUUCCAGAGAUGGGGAGACAGCGGGGAAAAAAACCUGUUUGAGGCCUUGUCCGAGCUGAUCAUCCUGACGGCCAGCAGCUGCCUUCACGGGAAGGAGAUCCGCAGCGUGCUGAACGAGCGAGUGGCGCAGCUCUACGCCGACCUGGACGGAGGGUUCAGCCACGAGGCCUGGCUGCUGCCCGGCUGGCUGCCGCUGCCCAGCUUCAGGAAAAGGGACCGAGCUCACAGAGAGAUCAAGAACAUCUUCUUCAAGGCGAUUCAGAAGCGCAGACAAUCUGAAGAGACCGUGGACGACAUCCUGCAGACGCUCAUCGAUGCCACCUACAAAGACGGACGACCCCUGAGCGAUGACGAGAUCUCGGGGUUGCUGAUUGGCCUCCUGCUGGCGGGUCAGCACACGUCCUCCACCACCAGCGCCUGGCUGGGCUUCUUUCUGGCCAAAGACAAAGCUCUGCAGGAGCGCUGCCACGCCCAGCAGAGGGCCGUGUGUGGAGACGGGAUGCGGCCCGACUUCGAUCAGCUGAAAGACCUGAGCUUGUUGGACCGCUGUCUGAAGGAGACGCUGCGUCUCCGCCCGCCCAUCAUGACCAUGAUGAGGAUGGCUCGCUCUCCACAGACGGUGGCAGGCUACACCAUCCCCGUGGGCCACCAGGUCUGCGUCUCCCCGACUGUCAACCACCGUCUGCAGGACACCUGGGUGGACAGGCUGGAGUUCAGCCCCGACCGCUACCUCGACGACAACCCCGCUGCAUUGGAGAAGUUUGCUUAUGUGCCGUUCGGAGCUGGUCGCCAUCGCUGCAUCGGGGAGAACUUCGCCUACGUCCAGAUCAAAACCAUCUGGUCCACCUUACUGCGCAUGUACCACUUUGACCUGGUGGACGGAUAUUUCCCCACGAUCAACUACACCACCAUGAUUCACACCCCUCACAACCCCGUCAUCAGGUACAAGAGGAGAGAGCAGUGAGCGGCGAGGAGCAAAGACACGAGGCGACUGUCCAACAUCCCGAGUGACUUCCUGCCACUUGAAUUUAGGAACCUUUAGAUGAACACGCUCUGCUUCAAGUUCAGUUUAGUUUGUGCUUCUUUCAGACCUACUUUCCCCUGAAUGUCAACCAUUGCUGAACCGUGUGUUUCCAGAGACGACUCUGACUUGAACACAUAUGCUAAUAUUCACAAUGUGAAUUCUUCAAAAUGGUCAGAAACAAGGUUCCUUGAUGGAGGGGAAACAUUUAUUGCGGCCCGAGUAACUUUUAUUCCGUGGAUAACUUUAAAACCAAGCAGUGUCUUACGUCAGUCCAUAUUGUCUGGGUGGAAGCUUGAGGGUUUUCUCAGCAGGUAUCCAGAGAACUUCAUGUCUGUCAUAAGUUAAUUUGGCCUUUAAACAAAAAUGACUAACUGAAUUAAGGAUCAGCUGUUGUGGGAUGACACCACUCUCAGAUCUUUUUCCUUCAAAAAUGUCUUUAAUCUCUAAAUUAACUAAACGAGGACGUCAUCUUUGAAGUGAUUUAAAGGUGACCUGUGCCAAUUAAGAACCGUGCACCUGGACCUCGUUGGGUUAACGAGCGCUGACCGAGAUCUCACUUUGUUGUUGACGAGACUUGAAUCAAACUGUAAAAUGUCUUUUCACAUAAAUAACUCUGCUCGUGACCUUUUGGUUCAUUUCGUCCUUUUUGAGAUUUUUGUUCAAGAUUCUUUUUAUGUUCAAUAAAGAAACUGGAAAAAAACA
Pseudoliparis swirei is the source of this 2379-nucleotide messenger RNA. RefSeq names its product lanosterol 14-alpha demethylase (gene cyp51a1). Gene Ontology annotation, molecular function: heme binding; iron ion binding; monooxygenase activity. NCBI's taxonomy places the organism in Eukaryota, Metazoa, Chordata, Actinopteri, Perciformes, Liparidae. The coding region runs from base 115 to 1617 and encodes 500 amino acids. The transcript is spliced from 10 exons. The record is from RefSeq and is a predicted model, not a curated record.